Desarmillaria tabescens is the source of this 2667-nucleotide messenger RNA. Its product is annotated as WD40 repeat-like protein. Gene Ontology annotation, molecular function: protein binding. The transcript is spliced from 5 exons. Bases 1 to 2667 code for a protein of 888 amino acids. The record is from RefSeq and is a predicted model, not a curated record. NCBI's taxonomy places the organism in Eukaryota, Fungi, Basidiomycota, Agaricomycetes, Agaricales, Physalacriaceae.
AUGAGCCCUCCACAACGUCCUUUACUCGUUCUUCAGCCGUCUGUGAACACGACGACCGUGGUGACAACGACCACGACCACGACGACGUACGCGCCAAUACAUUUGCCUCCGCUGCCGCCUCCGUCUUCACCCAAAGAUCCAAAGAACUACCCUUUACUUCAUGCAACUCUCCCUCAAUCCCUACGACACUUUCCCUUGACGUUUCCUGGUGGCGCACGCGCGACUUUUCGCGACGGUGAUGACGGAGAUCAUGAGAUGCAGGAGGAGCAGGAGCUCGCUUCAGGUAACGGGUGGCGUAUGCUGAGACGCGAUGAAGACGCAGAACAGUCCACCGUCGUCGGUCUUGCAGAAGCUCUUGAGCGUUAUGGCAAAAAGCGUUCGCAUGCUGGUGAAGGCAUGAUGGAGGGUGUAGAAUCUACUGCGGACAUGGAUUCAAGUCCGCCGCCACCAAGGAAAAAGGCGAGGUCAGGCGGGUUGCCUCCCAUCUCGACAAUGAAUGCUGCCGCGCCGCCUUCGCCCCUACCUUCACCUCAUGGUUCACCUCCCCCAGAGACAAUAUGGCCAUCAGCGCCACCAAGUGGCACAUCUUCACCGUUACCGCAGGCGCCUCUUCAGCCAGACCUAUCGUUAACGACUCUCCUGACUCUGCCCUCUCUAGUGACACAUUUCACAAGUCUACCUGCCCCCUUACAGUCUCAUUUCCUGUUGACCCUCCUCCGCCACUCACCCCUACCUGUUUUGCGCACCUUGCAUUCCGUUUUGACUCCCACAUUGGCUCGCGAUUUCCUGACUCUUCUACCCGCAGAGCUUGUCUCUCUAAUUCUGAGUUUCCUCCCUUAUGAGGCGCUGGCUCGUGCCUCACGCGUAUCCAGAACCUGGCAGGCUAUAAUAGAUUCCGACCCUGUGCUUUGGCGCGACCUUCUCAAAACUACGAAUAUAUGGUUCGGCGGGGAGUCUGAAAAUGCAUUCGCAAAGGCUAUUACUACUCGCCGACAGCGAGAAUAUAAUGGCAUACCCCCUGCAUUACCCCUCCCCCAUCCUUACAAAAUACUAUUUAAGUCUCGCCAUUUAACCCGUACGCGAUGGGUCCAAAACUCUGAACCCAAACACAGGUCUUUCUUCGCGCACGGUUCAUCUGUUGUCACAUGCUUAAUAUUUUCCCAUGGUCGUAUCAUAUCUGCUUCGGACGACCAUUCUAUUCACGUGUAUUGCCCUAUGACUGGUGAUCUACUACGUUCGCUUGACGGUCAUGAAGGGGGUGUAUGGGCGCUUGCCGCAACUAAAGACAUCCUUGUCAGUGGAUCAACGGAUCGUACAGUGAGGAUUUGGGACCUGACGACUGGUCGUUGUACCCAUGUUUUUGGCGGUCAUACCAGCACUGUACGGUGCCUUGCCAUAGUAAAACCGGAGUGGGUAGAUGUGGAACAAGAAUCUGGAGUCAUAACAAAGGAGAAGUGGCCCAAACGUCCGGUCAUUGUGACAGGAAGUAGAGAUCACUCUUUGAGGGUUUGGACGCUUCCGAAACCAGGUGAACCGGAAUAUCGUUGCUACGGCUCAGAAGAUGCGGAUCUGGAUCCCGCAGAUGUCUGUGACGCCGAAGAAAAUCCAUACCAUAGAUUACACCUCGAAGGUCAUGACCAAGCCGUACGAGCACUGGCAGCCAGGGGACGUACCCUUGUUUCCGGAAGCUAUGAUUGCAGUGUUCGUAUCUGGGAUAUAGUCACUGGACAGUGUAAAUUCAUCCUGACAGGUCACACUCAGAAAGUGUACAGCGUCGUCCUUGACCCGACACGUAACCAAGCGUGCUCCGGUUCUAUGGACGGAACCGUCCGCGUGUGGAAUCUGCAGACCGGACAAUGCCAACAUACCCUGACCGGACAUACUUCGCUGGUCGGUCUUUUGGGGUUAUCACCUUCGUAUCUUGUAUCUGCAGCCGCCGAUUCGACGCUGCGUAUCUGGGACCCGGACACUGGCGAGCUGAAGUACACUCUUGCCGCUCAUACGGGAGCAAUCACUUGCUUCCAGCAUGACGAGUUCAAGGUCCUUAGCGGGUCUGAUGGAACGCUAAAGAUGUGGAACGUUCGCGACGGCACCGUUGUAAGAGACCUACUGACGGGGAUUACAGGUGUAUGGCAGGUGGUGUUCGAAGGCCGAUGGUGCGUUGCUGCAAGCAAUAGAAACGAUACCACAGUGCUCGAUGUUUGGGACUUUGGGAGGCCCGAUGAUGAAGACUGGAUCGGGGAGCCUCCCAACUGGACGUAUGAUGAAGACUUCACUGACGAUGAAGAAGACGACGGCGAAGGGAUGUUCAGGCAGCAAGCUGAUGUAGAUGCUAUGGACCAGGAUUUGAUACCCUCGGAGAGCGAGUCUGUCGGGGACAUUGAGAUUGACGACGAGCCGGACACUCACGUUACAUUCACCCGACAUCACCGUCGAGGUGCUACUAAAGAGGCUGAAGGAGACCUCGCACAUGUAUCGGAUGAUGAUGAAGUGGACGGGGUCAAAGCGUCGAGGUGGGCGUCGGUGGCUGAGACGAGCUCUUCUAGUAAAGGGCGCCAGUCGUCUCGUCGAAGCGCGACCUCUUCUAUGGCUGCGAACCACACGAACCUGUCGAACGAGGGACCAAGCCGCCCUCGGGCACGAACUCAUGGAACGCGACGACGAUAA